Cooperia oncophora is the source of this 951-nucleotide messenger RNA. Lineage: Eukaryota; Metazoa; Nematoda; Chromadorea; Rhabditida; Trichostrongylidae. The record is from the annotation of a GenBank genome assembly.
AUGUGCGGUAGGACAUCUGGGAUCACUCGCUUAGGGUUGGCACACGAUUUAACUGCCAAAAAGAAGCUCCCAAGGGCCGUUCCGCAUAAUCAGUGCUCUGAGACUAGAUUUGAAUUGCAGGUCCAUCGAGAGCAUUCUGCCAAAUUUCUCCGUCGAGUGGAUUGCCCUAUCUUUUGUCAGUCGACUCUCAAGAAAAUAUUAAAAGAGCCUUCUAUUAUUGGAAGAAUCAAAUUUGAUCAGGAUUUGGACUGCACCCAAUUGGAGUACUACAAGGAAAAUCCGAUCAAAUUUUGGAUGGUUGCUGAUCUCUUCCUUGCCGUUGAAUACGCGAAAACAUUCAAGUGCUUCACAAACUUGUGCGAAGCGGACCAGCAGAAACUCCUUGGUCAUGCCGGUGGUAUGAUUCAAAUUGCCUCGCAAGCGUUUUACACACUGGACCAGAAGGAGGAAAGCCUCGGGACAAAAAAGUUGAUGGCACGAUCAUGGCUUUGGAGGCGUGCACAUGUCAUCGUAGAGAUCCCGCCCACAUCUAAACAACAACAACAACAACAACAACUUGUUUUCAGGCGCUAUCAGUUUGAGAAGUACUACCGAGAAACAUACGGCCGUCCAGUUGCCAUAGUACGGUCUCUGUCGAUGACCAGGGAACAAUUUGCUCUAUUCAAAGCAAUUUUACUAUUUAGUCCAAAUAACCUCGACUUGACUCCUAGUGGUCGCUUUGAUGUUGAUGUCGAACGUGAACGGCUCAUCUUUAUACUACGCAAGUGUCUCCUGAACGAACUUGGUCCAGCUCUAGGCGCUGAAAAGCUCGCAAACAUCCUCCUGUCAAUCGCCUCAUUCAUUGACCUCGCCGAAAAACGCCGGAAUUAUCUUGAAGUCUGUGAUUUAAUGUCAACCUUAACUCUUUCAUCGUUAGCAAAAGGUGUCUAUUUGAAGCAAUUUGAUUUGUAG